Molecule: messenger RNA, 909 nt
Organism: Quercus robur (English oak)
Lineage: Eukaryota; Viridiplantae; Streptophyta; Magnoliopsida; Fagales; Fagaceae
Exons: 1
Coding region: 1-909 (302 amino acids)
Molecular function (GO): nucleic acid binding; RNA-DNA hybrid ribonuclease activity
Source: RefSeq, a predicted model, not a curated record
AUGUGGCGAGCUACAAAGGAUGCACUGCCAACCCGGGAAAAUCUCACUCAUAGAAAGGUCCUCACUAAUCCUACUUGCGAAGUCUGUGAAACAGAGCUGAAGUCCACCUUCCACGCCUUCUGGUCUUGCCCAAAGCUAAAAGAGGUUUGGAAAGUACAUUUUGAGACUUUGAAAAACGAAAAACAAGAAUGCUUGACCUUUCUGGAUGUGUUUAAAACAUGUUUGGAGCAGCCCCACAAUACGUACUUUUUUGCAAUGCUAGUUGAUCAGAUUUGGUUCAGAAGAAAUAAGCUGAGAUUGGGUGAGGAGGUGGUGGACCUGAAGCUGCUUAACUCAAGGGCCAGAGACGCUCUUCAUGAAUUUCAACUCGCCACCGCCACGCCUCCAAAACCCCCUCCUAUCCGAACCCCCAUCAAAUGGAAUCCACCCCCCUCGGAAUGGUUCAAAAUCAACUUCGACGGGGCUGUUUUCAAGGAGCAAGCGAAAGCUGGUUUAGGCUCCAUCAUUCGAAACGACCAUGGUCUAGUUAUGGCUGCAUCAACACAAGUUAUUCUGCUGCCCACUUUUGUGGAGAUGGUGGAAGUGUUAGCAGCGCGGAAGGCUUUCAUCUUUGCCAAUGAACUUGGUUUUGAUAAAGUCAUCCUAGAAGGAGACUCUGAAAUUGCAAUUAGAGCCAUGAAAUGUGAUGACUACUCUGCAACAUCCUUUGGUCACAUUGUCUCUGACAUUAAGGCAGUGGCGGCUCAGUUCAGGUGCGUGAUAAUCCAACACACUCGCAGACAAGGGAACAUGGUAGCACAUAGCCUUGCAAGAACAGCAUGUAAUUUUCCUCCUUUUUGUACUUGGAUGGAGGAAGUUCCUCUAUCUUCUUUUGCUGUGUAUUCUGCAAAAACUAUCAAUAAUACAUGA